AUGACAUCCACAGCUAGGCGCAUGCGACCCGUCGAAUGGAAAACUGAAGCUCCCGAACCCUUACCGGGUACAACGACUUUCGCUGCCCAAUCCACACUCCCAAGGCUUCCUGUUCCGGAUCUUCAGAAUACUCUUGCACGUCUAAAAGAAUCUUUAAAGCCUAUUGCCUGGUCAGAGGCGGAGUACGCGUCAGUGGUUAAGAAAAUCGACAACUUUGGGCAAGGCAAGGGCCCCGAGCUGCAUGAACGCCUCCUUAAACACGCCGGUGAGCGCGAACACUGGCUGGAGGAAUGGUGGGACGAUGCAGCCUACCUAGAUGGCUUUGACAAAUCUCCCAACAACCAGCGCAAGGAAGUUACGAAUCAUCCGGCUGCACGGGCAGCAGGGAUUGCUCGAGCCACGAUGAUCUUCAGGCAGAAGCUGAAACAGGGUUUGAUCAAGCCAGAGGCUACGAAGGAAGGUCCGUUUUGCAUGGAUACAUACAGAUGGAUGUUCGACUGCUGUAGGGUGCCCGGGGAAGGGUAUGACUGGAGUGUCUCCCACGCUAAAGCAGGAGACAAAGGCGACUCUGGCCAUAUAAUUGUUAUACGGAAGAAUAGGUUAUGGAAGGUUGACAUUACCGACAAUGGCAGAAUUCUAAGCACUCCUGAGAUUCAGAAGCAAAUUCAACAUAUCUAUGACAACACUCUUGAAGAAUAUCCUGGUGUUGGUAUUUUAUCGGCUUCAAACCGUGAUGUGUGGGCCCAGGAUUAUAAACAACUGUCAUCAUCAUCUUACAACUCGGAAAUUUUGGAUGCCAUCAACUCCUCCGCAUUCAUUGUCUGCUUGGAUUCUUCAACGCCUGUUGACCCCAUUCAUCACAGCCGUGCUCUCUGGCACGGUGAUGUCAUUGGCGGUGUUCCCGUUGGUCUUCGAAACAGAUGGGUCGACAAACCACUGCAAUUCAUCGUAUUCGAUAACGGCUACGCAGGAUUCAUGGGUGAACACUCUGUAAUGGAUGGCACACCUACAGCGCGCAUGUGUGACGAUGUUCUUGACAUGCUAUACGACCCCGCCUUCGAUCAUGGUUCACCUUUCAAAGCAUUUGACAAGACGCCCACUCCUUUGGACUGGGAAAUUACACCGGCCAUUACACAGGCGAUUGCCAAGGCAGACAACGCUGCUGUCGAAUUGAUCGAAUCCCAAGAACUCGGCUUCCAUCGAACUUCUUAUGGCAAGGCGGCCAUUAAAGCUUUCGGUGUUUCCCCAGACUCCUGGGCGCAAAUGAUCGUUCAGUUGGCUUACAAGCGGCUGUUGGGAACGAAGCAACGACAAGGUGGUACUUACGAGGCAGCCUCAACACGAAAAUACUUCAAAGGUCGCACUGAAGCGAUUAGAGUUGUAACAAGCGAGGCCGACGAGUGGGUACGAAGCAUGGACGAUCCAAGUGUCAGCUCAGAAACGCGCAAGAAACUCUUCGACCAGGCCACGAAGAAGCACGUCAGCCUUGCAAAAGCCGGAGGACAAGGCCAAGGUGUGGACCGCCAUUUGUUUGGCCUAAGAAAAUCGCUGCAGGACGGCGAAGCCCUUCCAGAGCUUUAUGACGACCCUGUCUUCAAACGAUCGUCAUACUGGGUGCUAAGUACCUCCGCCAUCUUCUCAAAGCACUUCCCUGUAUAUGGCUGGGGUGAAGUUGUACCUGAUGGUUUUGGCGUUGCAUAUAUGACUGGAUUCGACGGACAUCUUCAAUAUACCAUCACAUCGCGAAAGGAGAUGCCCAACGACCAAUUUGUGCAAGAAAUAGCCAAAGCCGCCGACGAUCUGUACAAGCUACACACUGGAUUGGCGAACACUAAAGCAAAAUUGUGA
This is a messenger RNA of Psilocybe cubensis, 1848 nucleotides long. RefSeq lists its product as uncharacterized. Bases 1 to 1848 code for a protein of 615 amino acids. The transcript has 6 exons. Gene Ontology annotation, biological process: carnitine metabolic process. NCBI's taxonomy places the organism in Eukaryota, Fungi, Basidiomycota, Agaricomycetes, Agaricales, Agrocybaceae. The record is from RefSeq and is a predicted model, not a curated record. Gene Ontology annotation, cellular component: peroxisome; mitochondrion. Gene Ontology annotation, molecular function: carnitine O-acetyltransferase activity.